ACUCUGGCUGUGGACGCUCUGGGGCCUCUGGGGGUUCUGGGGAGCUCUGGUGCAGGACGAGACUAGUUGGUAGAUGGUUCUUGUUGUGGUGUCCGUAUAUUCUGUAAAUGUCAGAACUGUUUUGAAAUGGACAUAUCUGCACACAUUGCAGCAGGUUUAAAGCAACUUGGGAAUCCUGGUGUCGUAACAGAAGACUGUUUCUCGAAACUGUUAGAAGCGGGAGUAAGCGUAAUUACAGACAGCCAAAAACUGCCAAAUCUCACCCAGCUGUGCAACUUCAAAGGUGAUGCAAUUAAAGAAUCCUAUGCUGCCCUCCUGUCUGUUUUGAUAGAAGCUGCGAGGCAUGAUAUAUAUCCAGAUGCAUUGUCCAUCAUAUUACUUCAAGAUUAUAACUUUGGUGCACAAAGAAAUGAUAAAUUGAUAGGAAUAUACAGACAGUACAAAACAAGGUUGCAAGCAGCACUCAGUCACAUUGGAACUCAUCCACCACACAUCAUAGAUGCAAGCUGGACACUUGACUAUUGCAUUAAGGCUAGCAAUUUGGAACAAGUUGGAGACUUCCUCUACCUGAUCCAGUUCCAUACUGAAUCAUGUCAAGGGUGUGGAAGUGGUACUUCUGUCAGCAGAUUUAAGUUUCUGUGUACACAAGAGGAACUGCAAGAUCUUGUAUGGAAACUACGUGAUGCAGUUCGACAUGUUGAAAGAAUUGCUAAUACAUGUGACUUGAGUCAGAGAUGUUAUACUAACCUUGCUAAAUAAAAAAGCAUAAGACACA
Messenger RNA from Cryptotermes secundus, 775 nucleotides. RefSeq names its product COMM domain-containing protein 3. Gene Ontology annotation, biological process: sodium ion transport. The record is from RefSeq and is a predicted model, not a curated record. The transcript is spliced from 3 exons. Bases 127 to 759 code for a protein of 210 amino acids. NCBI's taxonomy places the organism in Eukaryota, Metazoa, Arthropoda, Insecta, Blattodea, Kalotermitidae.